Paramacrobiotus metropolitanus is the source of this 1892-nucleotide messenger RNA. Its product is annotated as G protein-activated inward rectifier potassium channel 3-like. Gene Ontology annotation, biological process: potassium ion import across plasma membrane; regulation of monoatomic ion transmembrane transport. Gene Ontology annotation, molecular function: inward rectifier potassium channel activity. Lineage: Eukaryota; Metazoa; Tardigrada; Eutardigrada; Parachela; Macrobiotidae. Gene Ontology annotation, cellular component: plasma membrane. The record is from RefSeq and is a predicted model, not a curated record.
AUGCAUAUGGUAUUUGCAUCUCCGCGUCCAGCCCAGCAAUCAGGGAUUAACGAUCCCGCACGCGUAGCCAGCUACACCGACCACAACACCAUUAUUAAUGUGGACCUCAACAAACGAUCUCAGCGACCGCGGCAGACACGGUUGCUCUACAAAGAUGGAGCAUAUACCCUGAUUGGCAAAAACAUCCCCAAUAUCACGCGGCGUUUCAUGUCGGAUUUCUGGAAUACGAUGCUGGACAUGAGCUGGAUGACGAUUCUGUGCUUUUUUCUCUGCAGCAGUCUGGCGUUGUGGUUGACGUUUGCCGCCGUGUUCUGGAUCAUUUCUUACGCACAUGGAGAUUUUGACACGCGAAAUUUCACUAAUGACACUUGGAUACCGUGCAUUUAUUUUGAGAAUAUGAGUAAUACGACGACGCUGACCAAUACGUUCACGCACAGCUUCCUGUUCGCAGUGGAGACCCUGCGUACGAUAGGAUAUGGUACACCGCGCUAUCCAACGGAUGAAUGCGCAGCGACAUUGUUUUUCCUGUGUUUUGGAUUAAUUGUCAGUUGCCUCUUGGAGAGCGUCCUGGUGGGGCUCCUCCUGGCCAAAACGCAUGUCCCGCAAAAGCGCACACAAACCCUCCUAUUCAGCCAGUGUGCGACAAUCUGCACCCGCAAUGACCAAAUGUGUCUUCUCUUCCGCGUGGGAAACGUCCGCACCAGUCUGCUGCUGCGUGUGGCACUCAAGGCGUAUUUGGUUUAUGCCAAACGCACCGACGAGGGGGAAGAAAUGCUCCAUCAGCAUGAAAUUGAUCUGCAAAUCGACUGCAAUGGCGACAAUGUCUAUCUGGGAUGGCCAAUUACCGCCUGCCAUGUGAUCGACGCCAGCAGUCCUUUUUAUCAUGUGAGCAAAAAGAAUCUGAGUCGAGCCGCGUUCGAAAUCCUGGUCAUCCUGGAAGGCAUUGUUGAAUCAACAGGAUCGUCCGUUCAAGCACGCACAUCGUACAUUCCGGACGAAAUCCUUUGGGGUCAUCGCUUCCGUAGCGUCUACACCCAUGCGGAUCGCAAACAAACCCAGAUUUUUGACUUUACCCACUUCGACAGUACAGAACCACAAGCGGACAUGAAAGAUCUUUCUGCUUACGAACUGAACGAACGGGCCAUCUUGACCAGUCCGCUGAAUUCCACUCCGGCACCGACUCCGGUUAUCUUAAUGUCGGUGGCGGAAGAAGAGCAAUCGGGUGACUAUACCGACAGUGUGGUCGGCGCAAUGCCGAAGGAAGCGAUGUUAUCACCGUCUCUUGCGAAGGCUCUGGAUCUCCCGUAUGAGGUCAUUCAGAAUCGAAGCCGGGCAGGAACGCGGCGUGGCAGUACGCAAGUGCAGUCGCGGAGGGUAUCGCGGGUGGAGACUUACGGUCAAGAUGGAUUACGCUUGCCGCAUCCGUGCAGUAAUUCACCGAUUGCUUUCGGGAAUCCCGAACCGAUUUCAUUGCCGUUGCGGAGGAUGUCGACAUCUGCGGGCCGGAGUGAUGCUAAGAUGCGGCAUGUGGCCAGUUGUGAUGAUUUUUCCGCGAUAGGGAGGUUGAGGAAAAUAUCUUCUCCGUAAAGUGCUCUUAGAUCGUUAUAAUGUUAUUUAUUUUGAUGAUGCUAACUGUGAUUCGUUGAUAAACGUCGGUGAUACUGUCCUUUGUUACAUACUCAUGAUUCCAUGAUGCAGUUUCUUCUAUACCGUUACUAUCAGCAUUUAUUCGUUGAUAAUUGAGCUCCUAGGUGCUUUUGUUUAUUGUCAGAGUCAAUAUAAACCGUUUUGUUACUAGAGAAAUAAAUAUUGAUUCUGGUGAUUGUAAAAAUCGAGAUCCUGCAACGGUGAUAUAAACCCGCGCAAUUAAACAAAGGUUUCUCUUCCUCCUG